UAUCCGUAGAUCCACUGAACAUGUCUAGCUAGUUCCAUAGACCGUUAAAGAAAGGCUAGAUCUCUUAAUAGCCGGGUGUGAGGCCGAUCCAGCCAGGGGCACUGAAGUCAGAUGGGCUUGGCCGAACAGUAACGCAGUCAUUAGCUACUUGUUAGCCUACUUAACUGUAUAUCCACAAAUAAAUGCAGCUUUAUACAUUUCUCCAUCUGCGCUUCUGUUGAGGUCGCUUCUACGCUAUCUCCGUGUUCAGUAUGGCAGGCUAUGGAGAAGUGGACUGUUCAGUGAAUGCCCUGGCGCCCUCCAAGCUGAUAGAGGAAAUUGGAGAUACUUGUGCUACAGAGCCUUUCAAUCCCACCACCACUACCCCUGAGUGUGCCAUCUGCCUGCAGAGCUGCGUCCACCCUGUACGACUCCCAUGCCUCCAUGUCUUCUGUUUCCUGUGUGUGAAAGGUGCCUCCUGGCAGAGCAAACGCUGUGCUCUCUGCCGACAAGAAGUCCCAGAGGACUUCCUGGAGCGGCCGGUUCUCCUCUUGCCUGAAGAACUGAAAGCAGCAGCUGCAGGGGUGAGCCGGAGUGGAGGGACCCGUGGCGGUGCCCGUGGAGACUAUGCAUGGUACUAUGAGGGGCGCAACGGCUGGUGGCAGUAUGAUGAAAGGACCAGCCGUGAACUGGAGGAGGCCUUCACCAAGGGCAGGAAGAGCACAGAGAUGCUGAUUGCAGGGUUUCUUUAUGUGGCCGACAUGGAGAACAUGGUGCAAUAUCGCCGCAAUGAGCAUGGCCGAAGACGCAAGAUAAAGCGGGACAUUGUAGAUAUCCCCAAGAAGGGUGUCGCAGGACUGAGGUUAGACCCUGAACCUGCCCCCAUUCCGGCUGUACCGGUUGUCACCCCAGCUGCAACAGAACGUGUCAGCUCAGCUGAUGGAUCAGACACUGAUGGCCAUUCACAGUCUUCAUUCUUUGGGAUAAUGGCAUCUCUUCCCCCUGUUAGACCUCCAACACUCCUGGGACGCCAUCUUACAAUCCCCCGUCCUCCCUCCCCCUUAAGCGUGGAGGAGUCUUUUUCCCAGCUCCUAAUUAGCCAGCCGGAGGGUGAAGUGGUGGAAGGAGAAGAAGAGAUACAGACGUAUGAGUAUGCAUCCGGCAGCAGUGAGAGUGAGGAGGAAAGGCUGUGCGAGAGAGGGAGAGCAGAAUCAAUGCCACAGAGAAGACACAGGCUAAGAGAGAGCCAGCUGGCUAGGAUGCCUCCAAGGGGCGGGCCCUCCAGCUCUGCACUCAGUCGCCGCUCACAUAGUCCAGAUGGUCAGUGCACUGUGACAGAAGUGUGACUGCAACUGGACAGUGGGAUCUGUUCUCCAGACGACAGUGCUUGAACUUGUAUCAGGUCUGCAAAAAAGUUUGAAAACCAGUAUGCAUCUUUCAAGGUCCCAUUAAAUGAAAAAUACAUUUGUGUUAUUUGUAUCACUGGGUGAUUGCCCCAUCGGCGAUUUAUUUUUUAUAACAAAAUGGAUAUUUUUUUUCCCCCCAAUUGAAUGUAAUCUUAGUUUUGUGUGGGCUACGUAAACCGUUUCUGCAAACAGUUGGCUCACAGCUGUGUAGUUGGAUGUUAGUUUGCAAAAAAACACCAUCGACAGCUCACUCCACUGUAAAUAUAUAAUAUCUAACACAUGGGAUGAACUCAUGCAUGUUAAUGUCCUCCAUCCAACAUUGUGUUUCAUGCAGAAAUGCUGAAACAGUUACUAGGCCUGCACGAUUAAUCGUUAUACAAUUACAUUUUUAAAUAACUUUGAUUCUCAUUUAAUUUUACGAGCCGAAUGCAUCACAAACGCUACUACUUUCUUCUGAGCUUUAAACAGACUGUAGAAGCGCUGCAAUGCUCUCCCUUCUCUUUGUUGAAGCCUCUGUUUAAAGGUAUAUGGUGAUGCUCAAUGUGCUAUAGGUGCCAAUUUGUUUUGUCAUAUUUCAUGUGUGCAAUAAACAUUACACUUCGU
Molecule: messenger RNA, 1988 nt
Organism: Etheostoma spectabile (orangethroat darter)
Lineage: Eukaryota; Metazoa; Chordata; Actinopteri; Perciformes; Percidae
Product: E3 ubiquitin-protein ligase rnf146
Exons: 2
Coding region: 252-1325 (357 amino acids)
Biological process (GO): ubiquitin-dependent protein catabolic process; Wnt signaling pathway
Cellular component (GO): cytoplasm; nucleus
Molecular function (GO): ubiquitin protein ligase activity; zinc ion binding; poly-ADP-D-ribose binding
Source: RefSeq, a predicted model, not a curated record